Messenger RNA from Adineta ricciae, 348 nucleotides. Lineage: Eukaryota; Metazoa; Rotifera; Eurotatoria; Adinetida; Adinetidae. The record is from the annotation of a GenBank genome assembly.
AUGUGUGCUAUGCCACCGUCGACUGUAUUCGUUAUUAGCGUAUUCAUCAGUAAAGUAGAUCUUACGUACCAGCACAUCACACUCAUGGCACGGCGGUUAUAUUUCGAUUUAAUUCUCUUUAUAUGUAUAUUCGCUACUAUAAAGACGAUGGAAUUGCCCGAUCAACACAAUCUCUCUGACAAUGACAUUGAAGCAGCAAGAGAUCUGUAUUAUCCAUCUGAACAACAUGAUACAAUGGCUUAUAAUCAUGUGAAAUACGCGGCGCAAGAUCCCUUACCUUCUCCUGAUUAUUUACGUGCUCGAUGGAUCGAACUAUAUCACAAAAUGAAACAAAAUCAGCAAACUUAA